Molecule: messenger RNA, 2349 nt
Organism: Haliotis rufescens (red abalone)
Lineage: Eukaryota; Metazoa; Mollusca; Gastropoda; Lepetellida; Haliotidae
Product: leucine-rich repeat-containing protein 28-like
Exons: 9
Coding region: 168-1346 (392 amino acids)
Molecular function (GO): protein binding
Source: RefSeq, a predicted model, not a curated record
UUCACAAAUAUUAAGCGGUCUCCAUCCCACUGUUUUGAUAUAAAUGAUACAAGUGCAUUUGACCUAUUUGCAGAAGUCGAAGUUUCGCUAACCGGUGCUGACCCUAAAGUCAGCUGAGUAUCCUCAGCCUCAAUCUAGUGUAGGAAGUUUUACUUUCAGAGCCACAUAUGAUUUCAGACACGGCCGCCGUCGAUGGCAAUCCAGAUGACACCAUUGACCUCAGCCCCUACAAAGGGGACAAAGUCCUGCAGCUCAACUACAAGGGGCUGAAAAACCUGCCCACAGUACUCACAGAGACUGAAGACUUCACACACAUUACUAACCUCUACCUCAAGAGGAACUGCCUGACUACUCUGCCUCAAGGGAUCAGCUUAUUGCAGAAUUUGGUUGUGCUAUAUUUGCAUAGUAACAAACUGGCAGCUUUACCCAAUACUAUCGGAGAUCUUUCAAACCUUGAGUGUCUGGAUGUUGGAGCCAACUGUCUUACAUGUCUCCCAGCAUCCAUUGGCAGACUGGCCAAACUCACAUCCUUAAAGCUGGCGUAUAACAUGGUCACACACUUGCCCAAAUCUAUAGGCAAUCUACACCAGCUUGUGAAUCUGGAGGCAAUGAACAACCGACUGAGAUCACUUCCACUUGAACUGUUUGACUGCAUGAACUUGGAGAUGCUGUCUGUAGACUCCAAUCAACUCCACGCCAUUCCACGCCAGAUCUGCAAACUCUCCCGUCUCAAGGAGAUUAGUGCCACAGGAAAUAACAUUGUUAUGCUCCCUCAAGGUAUGGGUGCAAGUGAGAAUCUGAAAUCCAUCUUUGUGGAUUGUAACUGUUAUUUGUCGGUCUUGCCCAUAGAUCUUCUAAAACGACACAUUGGAUUCUACAGGUGUGGCUCACUACCACUCUCCAAGCUGUCUGAUGACAUUCAGUCUAACAUCUGCUAUGUAACCGUGAAACAUAGUGAGACAAGCAACAAGUCCCUGCCGUUGCCAUGGGAGAUCCGACUGGUGGGCAACCUCACAGAUGCCUGUGUCCCGACACUGCUGGAGCUGGCUAUGAGGUGUACACACAGAGUACUGACACAAACUGCAGAUGUCCAUUACCUGGAGGAACUGCCCCAGAUGUUGGUUCCGCUGCUGUCAACACCGACUGCCAAGUGCUACAAGUGUCAGUGCUCAGUGUUCACUAUGGCGUUUCCCAUGGUGUUUCAGUCUCAGCUGCAGGGAAACAGUGUCUACCUCCUUGGACUGUGUUGUUCUGUUAAGUGCCUUCGUCAGUGUAUGUUCAUCAUCAACCUCCCUCUUGUCUACCCAACAUUGGAGAAUCUAUGUCUAGCUGUUGCCAUUAUCUGAUUUGAGACCCCAGCUACACAAGGCAGCAUCUGCUCAACUGUUGAAGUCUCCAAAGUGUGUGGUCACCUCUAGACCCCAGCUACACAAGGCAGCAUCUGCUCAGCUGUUGAUCUCUCCAACGUGUGUGGUCACCUCGAGACCCCAGCUACACAGGGCAGCAUCUGCUCAGCUGUUGAUGUCUCCAACAUGUGUGGUCACCUCGAGACCCCAGCUACACAAGGCAGCAUCUGCUCAACUGUUGAUGCCUCCAACGUGUGUGGUCACCUCGAGACCCCAGCUACACAAGGCAGCAUCUGCUCAACUGUUGAUGUCUCCAACGUGUGGGGUCACCUCGAGACCCCAGCUACACAAGGCAGCAUCUGCUCAGCUGUUGAUGUCUCCAACAUGUGUGGUCACCUCGAGACCCCAGCUACACAGGGCAGCAUCUGCUCAACUGUUGAUGCCUCCAACGUGUGUGGUCACCUCGAGACCCCAGCUACACAAGGCAGCAUCUGCUCAACUGUUGAAGUCUCCAAAGUGUGUGGUCACCUCGAGACCCCAGCUACACACGGCAGCAUCUGCUCAACUGUUGAAGUCUCCAAAGUGUGUGGUCACCUCGAGACCCCAGCUACACACGGCAGCAUCUGCUCAACUGUUGAUGUCUCCAAAGUGUGUGGUCACCUUGAGACACCAGCUACACAAGGCAGCAUCUGCUCAACUGUUGAUGUCUCCAACGUGUGUGGUCACCUCGAGACCCCGGCUACACAAGGCAGCAUCUGCUCAGCUGUUGAUCUCUCCAACGUGUGUGGUCACCUCGAGACCCCAGCUACACACGGCAGCAUCUGCUCAACUGUUGAUGUCUCCAAAGUGUGUGGUCACCUUGAGACCCCAGCUACACAAGGCAGCAUCUGCUCAACUGUUGAUGUCUCCAACGUGUGUGGUCACCUUGAGACCCCAGCUACACAAGGCAGCAUCUGCUCAGCUGUUGAUGUCUCCAAAGUGUGUGGUCACCCCGAGACCACAG